This is a messenger RNA of Drosophila innubila, 699 nucleotides long. Its product is annotated as ER membrane protein complex subunit 7 homolog. The transcript has a single exon. The record is from RefSeq and is a predicted model, not a curated record. Bases 1 to 699 code for a protein of 232 amino acids. Lineage: Eukaryota; Metazoa; Arthropoda; Insecta; Diptera; Drosophilidae. Gene Ontology annotation, cellular component: EMC complex. Gene Ontology annotation, molecular function: carbohydrate binding.
AUGUUGAAAAAUGCAGUAAUUUUCCUAGUGGUGAGCUCUUUGCUUGGACUUUCUACCUCUCAAGUGGAAGACAACGAGUUGAUCACUGAGAAUAUAGCCGACGAGUUACACACUAUUGAAGGCCUGAUACUGCCCCCCAAUCCAGAGUUACAUGUGGGGAAAAAAUGGCCGGCUGAUAUUACAGUCUCUGUGAAUGGCGGAGAAUAUUUGGGAUUUGUGCGUCAGGAUGGCAACUUUGUUGUAAGCGGUGUCCCCUCAGGAUCUUACGUAUUGGAGGCGCAACAUCCGGAUAUUUAUUUUCAGCCGGUGCUUGUUGACAUCUCAUACAAAGGCAAUUUUCGCGCAAGAAAAUUAAGUCACAUUAGGCCAAAUCAAGUGGUAAAAUUGCCCUAUCCACUCUAUCUGAAGCCAAUCCGACGUCACAGAUACUUUCGCAUUCGGGAACAAUGGAAUAUCAUGGAUUAUGUCCUGAAUCCCAUGGUACUGCUCAUGGUAGUGCCCUUGGUGUUGAUGCUAUUGCUUCCCCGAUUGAUCAACGAUCCUGAAACCAAGCGUGAGAUCGAGAAUAUACAAUUUCCCAAGAUUCCGACAGUAGUUCCCGAUUUUGGUGAUAUGCUCACUUCGUUCCUAGCUGGCAAGCGUUCUCCCGAGAAACAGAAAAAAGCGAGUACGGGAAUUCCAAACCGAAAACGCAAUUAG